GAGUUUAAAAGGACCAGUUUGUGCGCGAGAGAGGCGUGUGGAGAGUAAGUCUGUUAGUGGAAGUUUUCAGUAAGAUUCCAGGUUCACAGCAGGAAUAAUGAUGUUCUGCAGAGCGGCUUGGCAAAGACUUGCACCUCUGGCACGCAAAACACUCUCUCCUUUAUCCAGCAAUGCUGUUUUCCCUACACGACAGAUGUCCUUUGGGCUACCUGCGUCCGGUACAAAUAUAGCUUACUUGGUGAUUGGUGGAAGCUCGCUUACUGCUGCUCUCGUUUAUGCUUAUAAGACAAUAAACUCUGACAGUGCAAGAUAUAAUGAAAGAAUCGCUCAACUCGAGGCCAGACCAAAAAGUGAGGAGGUCCAUAUAGGAGCAGUGGCCAACGUUGCCCCGGUAACAGAAGCGGCUGCGAUUGUGGAAACCGCGAUAGCUGAAAACACCACUAUUGUUGAGGUCACAGCAGCAGAACCUGUCAUAGAGGUGGUUGAUGUGGAGGCUGAAGAGACCCCAGAACAUGUGGAUGCAGCAAUGGAGGUUGAGGCAGAAACUACCAUUGUACAGGCAGUAGCAGCUGAUGCUGAGGAACCUACUACACCUGUUGUUGAGGAUGUUGCUGCUGAGGCUGCUGCUCCUAUUGCCGAGACAACCGGUGAGGCAUCUUCUGUUGAGGAAGCAGCCUGAAUACUGAGCAGUCUAGAUGUAAACCCUUUGUGAAUCUUCCCAACCCACCUUGGAACGCUCCAUUAAGUUGUAGAGACUCCUGCUGUUGUGCUCCUUUUAACUGACUGUCUGUGUCCUCUGAAAGAAGUGUCCUUUUUCAACUUGUGAACUCCACAGGGUGGUAAUCCCACAAUGACAGUGAGGAGGAGAGGUUGAGGAUGUCCAAGAACAAGUCUUGAAGAUUUAAGAAAAAAACAUAAACAUGGCAAUGCACUUAAAUUGCAAUUGGCCUUUUUAUUAUUCCAGUCUGUGUUUUGAAACUUGAAUAUCUAUAAUGUAUUUUUUUAACCUCUCCUCCUCAUGACAUACCCUCACUCAUGUGUGUGCAGGGAGACAUUAGUCUUAAAUAACUCAUAUUGACAAUGUUGUUUUUUUUGACAACAACAACAACAGGCAAACAUUUUAUGGACACGUGCCAGGGUUGUGCGUCAUUCAGAACUUAAUUGAAAAUGCUUUUUAAAUUCCAGUGGUACUUUUAAAUUUCCAGUUGGUAGUUUUGAAUUGAAUUUGAAUUAAAAUAUAAACACACACAUACCAUUCCAGACUUAAUGUGGGGCGUGGCAAUUUUUGAACAUGUCUGACCUAUUUUGGAGUCUUUCUAUACAUGCAUUCCAAACCACCAUGGUCUUAUUAGCAAUUCUUCAAGGGAGAUCUUUUUUAUGUUGUAUAAAUGUUUUUCCACCUGUGAAUGUGGACCUCUUUCAGAUUUUGGGAUGGAGACAGUUAAUCAUCUCUGUGAAUAUCUCUUAACCCUCUGGUCCUCCUUGUGUGGUGGUCAAAAAUGCCUUUUUUUUUUUUUUUUUUUUUUUUUUAAUGAAAUGAAUGUACUAUAUUUUAGUUCAAUAUUUUUUUUUUUUUUUUUUUUUAUAUUUUGUAUUUUUAAGGGGAUUUUAUUGUACUAAAUUAGAUUUAUGCAGUAGUUAUAAUCCAUUUAUUCACUUUUUGAGAAUAGACCUGAAAAUGAAAGAUUUUUCAUUUUGAAGGAAGAUAUUUGGAAGAAUGUUUGUAACCAAGCAGAUCACGCCCAAAGAUCAUGCACAAAAAACUUUUUAAUUUUUAUGUGAAAUAUAUAUUUUCAAAACCAUGUUUUAUUCUAAAACUACAAGGAAAAUCAAAGCCAUAAAGCCACAAAUUUGAGGUUGAUAUCUCAAAAAAUUAGCUUUCAGUAAGAUUUUGUCUGGACACAGUACCAAAUGUAUGUGGUUUUUUUUGGUCAAUAAUGACCGAAGAGCACCAGAGGGUUAAAAUGUGAAAUAUCAUAAGGAAACAUUGUGCUAGUAUCACCUACACAUCAUAAUACUUGACACUGGAGACAUUUGCUCUUAUUCUCAAUGCUGUUUUUGGAAUUAAGGCUCGACCAACUCCGAAUUUAUGUUGAUUCUAGUUUUUAAAACUGACAAAAUAUUUGUAUCCCCUAAAUAAAGUGUUUAAAAAUAA
Messenger RNA from Megalobrama amblycephala (Wuchang bream), 2155 nucleotides. RefSeq names its product protein MGARP-like. Gene Ontology annotation, biological process: anterograde axonal transport. Gene Ontology annotation, cellular component: mitochondrion; mitochondrial outer membrane. Lineage: Eukaryota; Metazoa; Chordata; Actinopteri; Cypriniformes; Xenocyprididae. The transcript is spliced from 5 exons. Bases 98 to 679 code for a protein of 193 amino acids. The record is from RefSeq and is a predicted model, not a curated record.